Molecule: messenger RNA, 820 nt
Organism: Ipomoea nil (Japanese morning glory)
Lineage: Eukaryota; Viridiplantae; Streptophyta; Magnoliopsida; Solanales; Convolvulaceae
Product: zeaxanthin epoxidase, chloroplastic-like
Exons: 2
Coding region: 61-651 (196 amino acids)
Molecular function (GO): FAD binding
Source: RefSeq, a predicted model, not a curated record
GGUUGAAGGCGUCAAGGGCAUUUGAUAUUGGUGCAAUUAGGGGCCUAACAACCUACCCAAAUGCUCAUUCAAUACCACAUGAAUUUCGCCGAAUUAGAAAAGGAGAAAUUGGGAUUGGAAUGCUUCCAAUUACUCAACACUUUGAUCCAUUGGUUUGUGGCCCUUCCAACGCACUUAUUAUCAGGAGAUAAGUUCCCACAUGAUCCAAAACACAUCAAACAGAUGACCUUAGAGAUAAUAAAGGACUUCCCUUCAAACAUACAUGAAACAAUAGAAUUGUCGGACUUGGAUUCUCUGUCCACCGCGCACUUGAGGUAUCGUGCACCAUGGGAAUUGCUCCUUGGGAGCAUGCAUAAAGGGACGAUUACUAUUGCGGGGGACGCAAUGCACGUGAUGGGCCCUUUCGUAGGGCAGGGUGGCGCCUCCGGGCUAGAAGACGCGGUGGUUCUAGGGAGAUGUCUUAGCAUGACAAUGAGUGGGAUUGAAGGAAACAGCAAGAAGGAAAAGAUUGCGAGAAUGGAAGCCGGGUUGGAUCAAUAUGUGAAGGAAAGGAGAAUGCGGUUUUGGGAUUGUCCACUCUCACUUAUCUCAUUGGUGUCAUUGUGGGGAGCACAUCCCCACUCAGAAAGAUGGUUGCUGGCUUUACCUUAGCUAUUCUGUUUAGGGAUAGAGCAUCCCAUGCUCUUUUUGAUUGUGGUCAGCUCUAAUGGAUAUAUCUUGCCUCAAAUACUGCCUACUAAAUCACUAAAUUAAGCUCGUGCGGGCUUAAUGCGUAUAUCUUAAUGGAUGGGCUAGGUGUACUACAAUAUAAUAUUAUAAA